GGCUGGGCGGGCCGGGCCGCGGUCCUGCUGAGGAGGGGAGCAGCGGCAGCCGCACCAUGAGUCCGCCCGUGGCCGGAGAGAAGCGGCCGGCUCUGGUCACCUGCACGGCGCCGGUCAACAUCGCGGUGGUCAAGUACUGGGGAAAACGUGACGAAAAGCUGAUCCUGCCUAUUAAUUCAUCCCUCAGCGUCACCCUGCACCAAGAUCAGCUGAAAACGACCACCACAGCCGCCCUCAGCCGGGACUUCACGGAGGACCGCCUCUGGCUGAACGGGGAGCCGGCCGAUAUCGAACACCCCCGUCUCCAGUCUUGCCUGCGGGAAAUCCGUCGUCUGGCUAGGAAGCGCCGCGGCGAGAGAAGUGGGGGUGACGAGGGGGACCCCCCUCCCCUGAGCUACAAAGUCCACCUAGCCUCGGAGAACAAUUUCCCCACUGCGGCGGGCUUGGCCUCUUCUGCUGCUGGCUAUGCUUGCCUGGUCUACACCCUGGCCCGGCUCUAUGGCGUGGAGGGGGACCUUUCUGAAAUUGCUCGCCAGGGCUCUGGGAGUGCCUGCCGAAGUAUGUUCGGGGGCUUCGUGCAGUGGAUGAUGGGGGACGAUGCCGACGGCAAAGACAGCGUGGCCCAACAGGUGGUGCCAGAGACGCACUGGCCGGAGCUGCGGGUCUUGAUCCUGGUGGUGAGUGCAGAGAAGAAGGUGGUGGGCAGCACGGCUGGAAUGCAGACCAGUGUAAAGACCAGCCUCCUGUUGAAGCACCGUGCCAAGGCUGUGGUCCCGGAGCGCAUGGCCCAGAUGGCCCACCACAUCCGGCAGAGGGAUUUUGAGGCCUUCGGUCAGCUCACCAUGAAGGACAGCAACCAGUUCCACGCCACCUGCUUGGACACCUUCCCGCCCAUCUUCUACCUCAACGACACCUCCAAGCAAGUGAUAGCCCUGGUCCACCGCUUUAACGCCCACCACGGGGAAACCAAAGUGGCCUACACAUUCGAUGCCGGUCCCAACGCCGUCCUUUUCCUGCUGGAUGAGACCCUGGAGGAAUUUGUGGGUGUGGUCCAACGUAGCUUCCCCCCCAAGAGUAAUGGAGACCAGUUUCUUAAAGGUCUCCCCGUGAAGGCAGUGAGUCCCUCGGAGGAGCUGCUGGCGGAGGUGGUUCGGGAUCCUAUCCCAGGAGCCAUCCAGUACCUGCUGAUCACCAAGCCCGGCCCAGGACCAUCAGUGGUGGACGAUGGGAGCUGCCAUCUCCUGGGAGAAGACGGGAUGCCUCGAAGCAGCAGCUGAGCCAAGACCAACUCCUCUCCCCACAGCCAGCCUGUUGGAGGGGGGAGGUUUGGGCCGAUAGUCGCCUUUGGGAUAAUUUUUGAGGGUCUUUUCCUGUCCUCCGCACCUGUUUCAUACUCUGCUCUUUGAUUCGGUGCCUCGAGACUUGUGGCCCAUAAUUAUUUAUAUAAAUUAAUAAUCUUCAAUUUCUUUCAUAUGGUUUUAUUAUUAAAGACAGGUUUCUAAAAUAAA
Messenger RNA from Pantherophis guttatus, 1508 nucleotides. RefSeq names its product mevalonate diphosphate decarboxylase (gene MVD). Lineage: Eukaryota; Metazoa; Chordata; Lepidosauria; Squamata; Colubridae. Gene Ontology annotation, biological process: isopentenyl diphosphate biosynthetic process, mevalonate pathway; isoprenoid biosynthetic process. Gene Ontology annotation, molecular function: diphosphomevalonate decarboxylase activity. Gene Ontology annotation, cellular component: cytosol. The record is from RefSeq and is a predicted model, not a curated record.